This is a messenger RNA of Orbicella faveolata, 1486 nucleotides long. RefSeq lists its product as uncharacterized. The record is from RefSeq and is a predicted model, not a curated record. NCBI's taxonomy places the organism in Eukaryota, Metazoa, Cnidaria, Anthozoa, Scleractinia, Merulinidae.
UUGCGGACCCGUACAGAACAACUAAGUGACACGUUUGUGCUUCUGUAUUUUUCCGAUAGCGACAACUAGCGACAUCAGCACACUUUUGGAAUCAUUGGAGGACUUUAACAACCAAGAAGAUAUCACAGACGAGCUGGAAAGGAUAGAAAAUAAUGAGGAACUGACGACAACUAGUGAAGACCGUGAUGAUACUGAGAAAUAUGGUACAAUGCCUGAGGUGCAGAGAAUGUUGGCAUCGCUGGAUGCUUCAGUGGAAGACGCUCAACAAGAUCAACAGCAAAUUUCUUACGAAGAAGUUGGAUGCUUCAAAGACAACCAAGUCGAUCCCAGACCACUGCCGGAACUGUUAGCGGAUUUAACUGGUGAGGUGGACUGGUAUGAUCCGAGCAAAGUCACUAGAAAAUGCGCUAGACUCGCGAGUGAGAAAGGUUAUACAGUGUUUGGUCUUCAGUCAUUUGGACAUUGUAGAAGUGGUAAAGAUGCUGCAGAAACUUACAACAGCGAUGGAGAUUCAGCCGGCUGUUUCGGUGGCUUGGGAGGCAGAGGAGAGAACCUGGUGUUUAAGAUCAUACCCCAAAGCCCUCAAGUGACUGUGUCCACUAUAGCAGCCACAACUUCUCCGCCUGAACCUACAACAUCACUCCCGAGUACAGAGCCACCAACUAUACCACCAGAGUGUCAAAGUUACGUCACAUUUACGGCAAUCAAUCGAUCUGCAAACAACGACAAGCCGGGGUCACUGUGUGAUGAUAAAUUACCACGAGGCUGGUACAGGUUCGCGGGGCCUGCUGGGAAUAUGAUGCCGACCACAUGUGUCCCGGUGAGACACUGUGGGACUCAUGCUCCAGGAUGGUUUAGCGGACCUCAUCCUGCAGUGCACGAAGGGGCGGUUAGACGUGAUGUAUGUUUUCACUGGAGAAGCUGUUGUUCUUGGCGGAAUUCAGUCCUAGUGCGCAACUGUGGUGCCUUCUAUGUGUAUUACCUUUCUCCAACAGUAACGUGCAACCUUGGCUACUGUGGAAAUGGGCAAGUGCCAACAACUCCGCCUGUUACAAGCUCUGUUACAACAACUGAGCCAGAAACCACAACACCUGCACCAACUACUAAAAUGGUAAAAGGUAAAAUAUACGCUAUAGAAGAUAUUAGACGGUGGCGAGAAGAUAUGAAUUUUAUGUUGGAGUGGCAAGAACUAUAUCUCACUCGUUCACGACAACUAGCGACAUCAGCACACUUUUGGAAUCAUUGGAGGACUUUAACAACCAAGAAGGUGCCUUUCCAAAGCCCAACUGAACAUAUCACAGACGAGCUGGAAAGGAUAGAAAAUAAUGAGGAACUGACGACAACUAGUGAAGACCGUGAUGAUACUGAGAAAUAUGCACAUGAAGCUAACAUGAAGAGGAUUUUAGCAGGUUGUGCUGUUACUAUGGUGAGCAAUUAUGUCAUCAAUGAAGUUACAUGCAGCUACAACUUGUUCACCAAUGAUUAG